GAUCCAUCUCCCUUCAAACACUCUACUAUACAUUGUUUUCCCAGCUAGCCGCUGUUCACCCCGAAAACUGCUGUAGUUAUGAGUACGACUCGGCGCGUAAACCACUUCUUCAAGCGGAUUCUCAAGGGUCGUCAGGAGCGCACCAAAGAUGGAAAAAGUGCAGCGCAUUCGUCCGACCUUACUGAAACGUUGUGCGCCAAUUGUUCAGACAUCGAUCUCUUUGCGAUCUUGAAGGGCGACCACAAAGGCAUACCACUGGAAUCUGGAUAUGAAGUAUGGAUCACACGGAGCUCUGACCCUACUACCAUCUGGAUCUGGGAUGAGCAGCCUGGUUGCGAAUUCUGUGAAUUUGUCUCAGCCGCAGAGCUCCAUUUGUUGCCCAAAGAUGCUUCAAAACGUCCGCAAUAUCUCCAACUUGACUGCGGGAAAAGCUUUUACAGAGAUCACAACAGCUGGGGAUGUUUACCGAACUUAUCUUCGCAUGUCAACAUCGUUUUUGAUACUCCAGAUGGACGGCGGAAAGAUUCCAGAUACGGAUACAGCCACCCCGACUAUAUCGUUUCUUUCAGUGCGUCUACGGACGUGGAGAUGCUAGGUUUCCAACCAUCCCCGUUGCAGGUAAACGAGGUUUCGGCCUGGCUUGACCUCAACAACACAAAACGACACCUGCAAGACUGCUUGCGCCAUCAUGCAUCUUGCGACCAACAGAAAGAAGUAUCAAGUAGCCGACUAAGCCGACUACGAGUGAUCGACUGUUCCACACGAUCAAUCAUCACGCCUUCUAGCAACAGUCCUUACGUUGCAUUGAGUUAUCGAUGGGGUGAAAACCACAGCAGAACUCGGGAAGAACAAACGGACAUACUGCCAGCAAAUCUGCCUGCCACGAUAGAGGAUGCUAUCUCAGUAACUCGGAGCCUCGGCUUCCAAUAUCUAUGGGUCGAUAAAUACUGCGUCUCUCAAACAGAUCAAUCUGAUUUCAAGCGCCAGAUUCGCCAGAUGCAUCUCAUAUAUCGAUCUGCUCAAAUAACAAUAAUAGCAGCUGGAGGUAUGGAUGCCAAUUCUGGGCUUGUAGGAUUUUCAACUCCACGUGCGAGUAUGCAAACAAAAGGUCGAUAUGGGAACCUUAGCCUAACUACAUUCUCUCUUUACCCAUGGUCCCUUGUACUGCACAAUGAAGGAUGGAUUGGUCGUGGAUGGACGUUGCAGGAAGGUUAUUUCUCCCGACGAAGGCUUUUCUUCACCGACAAACAAGUCCUAUUUGAUUGCGAAAGAGGUGUCAUCAGCGAGGAUCUACAGCUGUCCCAAAUUCAGUAUGUUCGCCCAUUACAGAGAGCGAAACCUGGUCUUGUGGAAGAAGAUAUUCAAUCUCUGAUAGAGGAUUACACUAGAAGAGUACUUACUCACUCUGAUGACAUCCUCAAUGCAUUCGAUGGCAUUCUUGCGGAUCUUGAGCAGAAUGAGCCGCCUAUUAGAUCAUACUGGGGCAUAGUCAUGAAAUCGGAUUCAUCUGGAUAUUUGGAUGGACUGCUCAUUGGGUUAUGUUGGUUCCAUCCAGUCCAGAAUGAAAAGAUCUAUCGUCGGCUUGGCUUUCCCAGCUGGUCGUGGGCUGGAUGGUCGUACAAUCCUUGUGUAUAUUACAAACUACGGAGACAGGCAGAUACGAAGCUUGUUAUUGCUCCCAGCCUAGCCAUUCGAGUUGAGAAACAAUGUGGACUUUUCGAGGCUUGGAAGACGUUUGAGGAAGCUAGUCCGGCAUCUACUCAGCGACAUGAUUACUCUCAGCGAAUACAUAUCUCGGCACCCUCCUUGAAGGUCAGGCUUCUCAAGGGCUUCUCUCGUAUGGCCUAUCACGGUAGAGAAAUACGUGGCCAUUGCGGAUGGGUAGUACGAAGUGAGGAAGACGAAGACGAUUAUUGGUCGGAGAGGACCUAUCUUGACACCUCAUUGGAAAAUCUCGAGUCGUCGCCUGACACCUACAAGUCCAAAGAGACCAGAACCUGUCAUGCCAUAUACCUGUUCUCAGCUGACAGAAUGAGAAGUGCCCGCGAUUUUAGUCUUGUGCAUAACAUAUUCUCAAUGCUCCUCGUAUCCAAAGUGGGGACCAACUGGGAGCGAGUUGGUUUAUGGCAGCAAUCAUUCGAGUCAGAUCAAGAAGCCCAAGUCUUUGACCAAUGGCUUAAAAGCUCGCCGACCUACAAGACGAGAGACUUUUGGAUUGCAUAAGCUGUGUAUCGGCUAUUCCAGCGGAACCCAUCAAGAAGUUGGACAUUAUCGGAGAAACGCCUCUUAAAAAAGAGGUAGGGGCGAAACGACAUCGUGUAAUACGGUACCUGUGUCGUGCAUUCAGCUUUCCAUUCAACGUCUUUCGAGAUCUAAGGGGUUAUUCACUAUUGUUGCGCGAUCGAACUUAUAAUGCGGACCUCUCGGGCGACCUUGUUUGCGAGCUAGCAAAUGAAUGAUGCUUAACAUCUACGUGAUACAAAGCUUUUUUGACAUCCACUGACCCGUGGCGUCUUCCCUAGCAUAACCAGAACCCUCAAACAUAACUGUCGGCUCUGGAG
Messenger RNA from Alternaria alternata, 2561 nucleotides. RefSeq names its product HET-domain-containing protein. The record is from RefSeq and is a predicted model, not a curated record. The transcript has a single exon. Lineage: Eukaryota; Fungi; Ascomycota; Dothideomycetes; Pleosporales; Pleosporaceae. Bases 79 to 2223 code for a protein of 714 amino acids.